AUGUCCUCGACCACAGGGCAGAUUGCAUCCGCCUCCUCUCUUCCCUACACCUGCAACACCUGUCUUGUUGCCUUCCACCGCAGCGAUGCCCAAAGAGAUCAUAUGCGCAAAGACUGGCAUCUGUACAACAUGAAGCGCCGCGUUGCUUCCCUGCCUCCAGUCGCCCUCGAAAUUUUCAACGAAAAGGUUCUUGCUGCCAAAGCCACAUCCAGCGAAGCAGCUGCCAAGGCAUCCUUCGAGAAGACCUGCGAUCCAUGCCAAAAGACCUUCUACAGCGAAAACUCUUACCAGAACCACAUUAAGAGCUCCAAGCAUAAGCAACGUGAGGCCCGUCUAAGCAAAGACGGCGAUGACGCCUCGGUGUUGAGCUCCACCUUCUCUUUCGGAGAACCUGUCAACAAACCACAUGAAAACGACCUCUAUAAGGUCACCGAUGACCUCAAAACUGCCACCAUCGAGGAAGAGGACGAAAACAAUGACAUGCCUACCGACAAGGACGAAUACUCCGCAUCCCGCUGCCUCUUCUGCCGGGUCGAUUCAUCUGAUAUCCACACCAACGUCGAGCAUAUGUCCAAGAACCACGGAAUGUUCAUUCCUGAAAGAGAUUACCUGGUCGAUCUUGAUGGCCUCAUCCACUAUCUCUAUCGCAAGAUUACCGAGAACAAUGAGUGUCUCUACUGCCAUGCCAUUCGCAAUAACGCUCCCGGCGCCCGAACCCACAUGCGCGACAAGGGCCACUGCAUGAUUGCCUUUGAGGCCGAAGAGGAACAAAUCGAAAUUGGUCAAUACUACGAUUUCCGCAGCACCUACUCCGACGAUGAAGAAGAAUCCGCGCCCGAGAUCAGUGGCGUCAAAGUGAACAACUCGGAGGGCGACGACGAGGGAUGGGAAACUGAAACCUCGGCCUCAUCUGUGGACGACGACGAAAUCGACUCCCACCGAAAAGCACCCGCCAUCUACCAGGACGAGUACGAACUGCACCUCCCGUCUGGAAAGAGUGUCGGCCACCGUUCUCUCGCCAAGUACUACCGCCAGAACCUUCACAACUAUCCGUCUGCCGACGAACGAGUUUCCCGCCAGCUUGCCAUUGAAAACGGAGAGAUCCAAGAAGACGAAGAGAAGCCCCGCGGUCGCAAUGCCAACCGCGCUCUCAUUUCCCGUGGCAAUGGCGGCACAGGCAUGAUCGGUGCCACCGAGGCCCAGAAGCACACUGCUGUUACCUCCGAGCGCCGUGAGCGCACCCGCGCUCUUCGACAAGAAAACCGAUACACUGCCCGCAUCCAGCGCGCCAACAACCACCAAAAGCAUUGGCGGGACCCUCUCCUGCAGUGA
Molecule: messenger RNA, 1332 nt
Organism: Penicillium alfredii
Lineage: Eukaryota; Fungi; Ascomycota; Eurotiomycetes; Eurotiales; Aspergillaceae
Product: putative C2H2 finger domain protein
Exons: 3
Coding region: 1-1332 (443 amino acids)
Biological process (GO): ribosomal large subunit biogenesis
Cellular component (GO): preribosome, large subunit precursor
Molecular function (GO): nucleic acid binding; zinc ion binding
Source: RefSeq, a predicted model, not a curated record